Molecule: messenger RNA, 1157 nt
Organism: Wasmannia auropunctata (little fire ant)
Lineage: Eukaryota; Metazoa; Arthropoda; Insecta; Hymenoptera; Formicidae
Gene: Rnf11
Product: RING finger protein 11
Exons: 2
Coding region: 419-934 (171 amino acids)
Source: RefSeq, a predicted model, not a curated record
UAGUGACUCGACUGCUGCUAGUAGCUAGUAGUGCCUGCUGCUGGGCUGAGUACGAGGGGCAUGUGACGGCCUGCGUUCGGACGGCUAUUGCGACGGACGGCUGCGUUGCGUGUCACGGAUCGCGUUGGCCGAGCGUCCGCCGAGCGUGCUGCUCACGCGACGAGUCGACGGCGGAUGUUGUCGCGCCGCGGCGAGAGCGGCGGUCCAGGUGAAAUGGCAAGGAGCACGGCCGUGCGCGCGUCGAACGUCGCUGUCGCGCGUCGCCCGCACGGGUUCCUGUAAUCGCUCGCGCGCGGAACGGGGAGGCGGGAUAUCGUCGCGGAUCUGCGUUGGACGCGCGAAUGCGACGCGCGGGCGAUCUGCUAACAAGCUGACAGCUCCAGUCGACAGUGAGAGAGAGAGAGAGAGAGCGAGAACCAUGGGCAACUGCCUGAAGCGCACCGCUGGCAACCAACAGGACAAUACCACCCUCCUGAGCAACAAUCCCGAGCCCAACGUCUCCACGAGCGGAUCCUCGCAGGAGGGCCUCGGACCGCCGAUCCCCUACAACCAAGCGGCUUAUUAUCCGUCGAUCGCCACGAGGGAACGUCACUUGCAGUCCACCAACUUGAACAUCGGCCGCGGAAUCGGCGUCAACCUGGUGCAGAGCACCGGCUCGGCCGGUUUGAGCGAGGAGGAGCAACAAGUGAGGAUCGCGAAGCGCAUAGGACUGAUACAGCACUUGCCGAUGCGCGAGUACGACGGCGCCAAGAAGGGCGAGUGCGUGAUAUGUAUGAUGGAGCUGCUCGUGGGCGAGGAAGUGCGCUACCUGCCCUGCAUGCACACCUACCACGCGAUCUGCAUCGACGACUGGCUGCUGCGCUCGUUGACCUGUCCGUCGUGCAUGGAGCCGGUGGACGCGGCGCUAAUUAGCUCAUAUCAUCCGACUACUUAAUACCGGAGUGACACGGAGUUUUCAUCGGGAGUUUAGCCGUACGGCGAAUCGUGGAUUAAAAUUACCAGGCUAAACGUGAAGCGCAAUUGAAAGAGAGAAAGAGCGAGAGAAAAUAAAGAGGGAGAGUCACUUUUGCUAUAGAGCGUAUAAGGGCUUCUGGAUAGUAGAGAAUCGCGUGUUAAUGUGAUCCGAUUGUAUUUCGCCGUUGCACACGAUAUAUAUA